GGGAGGGGGGGCUAUCAUGGUGUUACAUGCCCAGGAGGAAGAGGAAGAUCGCGAUGAAAGUGGUUGUGAAGAAGAAGAGGGACGGGAAGAUGAAGAUGAAGAUUCGGGCAGUGAAGAAAGCGUGGUAGACUCAGACUCAGAUCCUGAAGAGAAGGAGGUGAACUUCCAAGCUGACCUGGCCGACUUGACCUGUGAGAUCGAGAUCAAGCAGAAGCUGAUCGAUGAGCUGGAGAACAGCCAGCGCCGACUGCAGACUCUGAAGCACCAGUAUGAGGAGAAGCUGAUCCUGCUACAGAACAAGAUCCGGGACACCCAGCUCGAGCGGGACCGAGUGCUCCAGAACCUCA
This is a messenger RNA of Gracilinanus agilis (Agile Gracile Mouse Opossum), 347 nucleotides long. Its product is annotated as kinesin-like protein KIF21B. The record is from RefSeq and is a predicted model, not a curated record. Lineage: Eukaryota; Metazoa; Chordata; Mammalia; Didelphimorphia; Didelphidae. The annotation marks the transcript as partial. The transcript has 2 exons.